CUUUCAGGUCUGUGGAGAAUUGAUGAGCUGUUCGUGGUUUUCAUUGGCUGUUUGGCCUGAUUGGCGUCCCGUGCUAGGAAUUUGAUGUCCGUGUCACAGGGGGUCGAGUUGAUGUCGACAUAAUAAUUCCCCAUACCCGGACCCGAGAGAGUCUGCGGCCAUUACGGAAUAGUAUACACCAGGGUUUUUUCCCUUCUGAAGUAAUCUACAAGCUGGUAUAUGAAGCAUUAGUUCAGCAGUUUUUGAGGCAGUGAAGUUUUGUCCAAGGGGCUAGCGAAGCGAUUUGCCGAUUGUGCCAUUUUGGGUAAUCGCGCUUGAAUGAGGCACACGGACUCGACAGGUUUGACUGGCAACAUGGCGGAGAUUUCCUCCAUGAGCACAGUAGACAUGAACGCGACAAAUAUGGCCAAUUCGGCGGUGUUUCCACCCGGCUCCACACAGCAGAUUUUCAACAACUGGAUGGCUUACUGGCCGCAGAUACAGCAGCAGCAACAGCAACAGCAUCAGCAAGAUCAGCAAGGAAACACCGUGCCGACUGGAUCUAAAGGCGGGCAUCAUCACGGGCUUCCUAACGGGCUGAACUCGGCAGCCGACCAACUCGGUUUGUCCGGAACCUGGUCCGAGAAAUACAUCCAAGAGAAUCCAGAUCUCUCAAGUCAGUUGUCAGACUUCUUGAUGAUGCAGAAUGGGGAGCAUCCAUACAUCCAGAACAACACGGCAAGACACUCACAGAGACUGGAGGAGGUGGCUAACUUCGCCUUCAGAAACAAUAAGAAUCAAAUCACAAGCCCACUGCAAUCUAUGAAGACGAUGAUGACCUCCCCAUACGGCAGUAUCGGUGACAUAGCUGACCAGUUCAGCGAUCUGUCCCUCUCGCCAAUUGAUCGUAAGAUGGGAAGAAGACCGCCCCCAACCUAUCUCUGCCACCUGUGCUUCAACAAAGGACACUACAUCAAAGACUGCCCACAGGUAUGCAUUGAUGCUCGUCCAAAGGGUGAAGGACUGACACCCUACCAGGGCAAGAAGAGAUGCUUCGGAGAGUACAAGUGCCCCAAGUGCAAGAGAAAAUGGAUGAGCGGCAACAGCUGGGCCAACAUGGGCCAGGAGUGCAUCAAGUGCCAUAUCAAUGUCUACCCACACAAGCAGCGCCCUCUGGAGAAACCAGACGGCUUGGACGUCUCUGACCAAAGCAAGGAGCACCCUCAGCAUCUGUGUGAGAAGUGCAAGGCACUGGGAUACUACUGCCGUCGUGUCCAGUAGGUUUGAACCUACCCCCACCCCAACCCACCCGACACCACUCCUAUGUUGUAGUCGAAUCUAUCACAAGUCCAAUCAAAAGUCAAUCACAAAGUCCUUUCAGUUUCACAAGUCCAGUCACAAGUAAAGGGAUGAACAAUAACAAAGGAAUGUGCUUUUGGUCACAGUUCAUUUGAGUAGCUUGUAACUUGAUAUGAUAUCGGAUGGCUUCGUUAUGGACUUGUGAUGGAAUCAACUACACCACUGCCCAUCCCCCACCAAGACCGAAGUUAUGAUAGUCGCUUAUCCUUAGUUGUAGAGAAAGAAGACCUCAAAUGUCAAUCAUAAUUCAUCAAGUCUCCAGCUGAUCAAAUGAACUGUGAUGGUGGCUUUUGAUCCUGCCUCAUUGUUAAUCCGGCCACUUGAGACCCAAGGAUUUGACUUCCGAUGGACUGAUACAAUUGAAAUCCACUUCAAUUAAAACUGAGAGUAUUUUUGUGUGACGAUAUCCACGAAGAGAGUCAUAUUGGUCUCAGAAUCAUGAUUGUACUGCCCUAAUUGAUUCCAAGAUAAAAAAAAAACACAUUGCCCAAACAGAUCAUGGUCAGUAAUUGAAAGGUUUUCAAGCUUUUUUUACGGAAUUCAUAUAGACUAGCUGGAGAAAGAGGAUUUGGAGCAUGGUUUUUGAUGGUAGAAGUUUCUGUUGCAUUGUAUCUUGAAGGUUCUGGGUGUUGGAAUUUGGAAAUUGGAUAUUUGGAUUUUUCUCUACGUCAAUUGUCAUUUCUUUUCUUCAAAGAAACUUAAUUCUACUAAAGUCUUACGAAAUGUGAAAAGUUCGGAUUAACGGCUUUCAGAAUUGUGCCGAACGAAAUUGGGGUUAAUCUUCUGAAAAUGCUGUCUUCCAAAAUCCAGAUCGAUUAAGGGAAACAAUGCUUUGUUCCUUUUGAGUUUGGCAGUUGGAAUUAACACCUAUUGCUCAUAAAUCAUUAAUUAAAAAAUACCAGCAGAUGAUCACUACCGGUAGAAAUAUAUUUUAAAAGCAUUAACUCAUCUUACAGUAGCUCAUACUUAAUUUAAAAAAAAUUGAAUUAACCAGGCAAUAUUUGUUUUAAAAAAGAUAUAACGAGAAACAUCUUUUUCUUUCUUUUUUGUUGUGUGGUGCUGCCUUGCGUCUUGCCUUGUGUAUAUAGGUGUGUAUAUAUUGCCCCUUGCAUUAGACCGAUGCUAGACAUUUCUCAAAAUAUGCUCAUUCUCACAAUGGUGGCAACAUGUGUGCUGUCCCAUUAACGAAAAAACAAUUAAUAUGUCGAUUAAACAGUGCUACUUUUUUUUAUGAUUUGGCAAACUUGAUUUAAUGAUUAGAUUUUUUUUUAAGAUUUGAAUUUACAUUUGUAUGUUGGUAGUUGUAGAUUAGAUGAUGUUUCUUAACACUGUACUCUUAUACCCUUUUUUUUUUCUCCGAGAGAGUUAUGUUCAGAUGAGCUUUUAAUCUUAUAUUUUUAAGAUGUAACAGGGACAAUGACGGGAAAAAUUAUGAAACGUUUAGAAGUAUUGAACAAUUGUAUCCCCACGCACCUGUCAAGUAACAAAAUUGAACUUAUUACGAAAUUGCUGAUCACAAAUGUCUGGUUAGCUCAAAAAAUUAUUGUUACAUGUACCAUCAUUGACAUAACUUGAUAAAAGUUCAUGUAAAACCUGUAGAAGUUCAAAAAAAAUCUAUCAAAAUUGAAAAGGGGGUGGCUAGUGCGUAAUGUGUUCGCCUCUCACCACUGUGUCCCGGGUUCGAAUCUCGGCUAGGGACCACAUGUGAGUAGAGUUGUACGCUGGUUCUCUCCUGUGCCAUGAGUGCUUUUCUCCGGACUCUCCAAUUUUCCUCCUGCAAAAAGCAACACUUUUAAUCCAGCUGUUCUCCGUGGUCAUAUAUGAGUGGUAUGUCACAAAAAGUACAUUGUCCCUGUCGUCAUUGUACAAAUUAAAUAAUUUUGUGCAUUUUUUAUUUAAUAUUCAUGCUAUUUGUAUUCGCUUUUAAUUUUAAGUUGUAUCGGUUGAAGUAAGCAUAGCGUAGCAGAGCCUGUUAUUUAACGUUGUCUUAAAUAUUUUCAAUUUGUAUGCAUAUAUUUGUUCAAGAAAAAGGUACAUGUAUUUCUUAAUUAAUGCAAGACGCACCAACAUUUCUUUCCUAAUUCUUUCCUGUGUAAGCCGUACUGAACUUAAAAUUUUUAAAAGGAAUUUUAUUGAUCGAGAUUUUGUUUUCCUGUGGAAUUUGUUAUUUGAGCUCCUUUUAUUUUUUAACGAGUUUGGAGAAUUGGUUUCUUAUCUAUAUACAGUUGGAAUUUUCCACUAAUAUUUAAUACGUUGGGUUAUGUGUGUAUAUUAUAUGAGUGUUACAAGUUUCUUCCAUCUCAUUUCUGUAGGAUAUACAAUAAUGUGUGUAUUUUAGCUCUUAGUUCUGAUAUUACUAAGAAAAAAAGAGACAAGAUUUAUGGAUAAUUUUUUUGUUCCUGUUGAAGGAAACAAGGCUAUGGGAUAUAUGUAUAAAUAGGUAGUGUUAGUGGCUUUUUUUCUUCAAAGAUGAUAAAGUGUUUUCAGUGAUAAUGUUGCCAUUUUUCGGAUGUAACUUAAAGUUGAUGGUUCUCAUGACAAGGUUUGACGUCUUGGAUUUUAUUACCUACGUUAGAAUCGUUAGCAUGCAUUGUUCAAUUCAGUAGCCAGAGAUUUUCCCAAGUGUUGGAAUAUUUUGUGAUAUAAAAAAUUGGAAAUUUUGCUUUUCAUAAUGAGGAUGGAUGAUGGUGUAACAUAUCUUAUUAUGAGAACAGAAUUUAAAGUGGCACUCAUGUGCUAGAACAUGUGUAUGUUACUAAUAGAUAAUUAUGUGCACAUAUACUGUGGCGCUUCUGUUUUAGGAAUUGCUACAGUUUUCAGUCAGGAUUUAGAAGGACCUAUCUUUGUCUGUUUUGCCUGUUCAUUGGAAAAAAAUUCUUUAAGACGAACAUGCAAAAGAAUUAUUCUUCACUUGCAGAAGAGUAGGUUUAUCUAACAUUUGUUGUUAGUCCAGACCUUUGCCUUUUCAAGGAAUCCAAAUUAUCAAUAUUAAGUUGCUCAAUACUUUAAUGUACUGGUGGUAGGAAGAUUUCAACCCUUGAUGUAACUUUUUAAAUUGUGUUAUUAGUCCUUGAUAAAAUCUCCGCAUUCGUUUGGUAUGGUUUCACUUAAUUCAUCAGGACCCAAUCGAAAAGAACCUCUAUACAAGCAUGUAAUGUGCAGACGUCAAACACUGAUUAUACCGCCUAAAGCAUCAUUGUUGUCAUUUUUUUUUAUUAAACCUCCCCUUUCCCAAUUCAUUUAGUUUGAAUUGGUAAACAUGAAUCAUAAUUGGUUCUAAACUGCCUUUUUAAUUUCCUUAUUGGACUGUAUUUCCUUUAAAAUGCCUGCCAUAUCUUGAAGUUGUUUACAGGGUUUAAGCAGGUCGACCCAUAUUUUGUUAUUUUCUAAUUUUUUUUGCUGAUGGAAUUUCUGCUUGUAUUUUCUUUCUAUGGAUGUUGUACUGCGAUGUAAUAAUUUGCACCAUAUUUGAUUCCGAGUUAAUUUAGAUGUAGUGGAGACUUAAAUAGAGCAUUUGCAUCUUGCAAUAUUGGUUUGACAUCAUGUAAUUGCCAGCUUUUUGCCACUAAUUUGCCAAUAAUGGGAUCAGGUUGAAAUACAGAGUUUCUUAAUAACAACAAUCAAGUGAACAUUUGUAAUUCGUACAAAUUCUCAAAUAGAUGUAGUUUUGUGUCAUGUAGUUCAUCCAAGUAAUUUUAGUAAAUUUCAACAAUAAAAGUUUACCGUAUGUACAUUUAGUAAGAACGUUUGAUAAAAGAAUGUUGUUAAUAUUUUUCUGUAACUAAUUAAACGUAGCGUUUAUGUGAGACACAUAAAUGGUAUGUGUUUGUAUUCUUACAAAAACAAGUCAACCCAACCGUAGAAUUGGGGAUGGAAAAAAAACACCCCUACUUCCAGAUAGUCUGUCUUGAAACAGUGAUUGUAUCUUAAUGUUUUGGGAUGUACUAUUUGUGUUCAGUAGGCGUUUAGAGGGGUGUUUUUUUUCUCUUUUCUCCGGAAGAGUUCAAGUAGUUCUACUGCCGUGUGUUAUAAGCAGGGUAUAUAUGCUGUUCAUAAUUAUAUUAUAGCCAACACAAUGAUGGAAAUAAUUAUUCAUGAUUGUUAGUACAUUGUUAUGCAAAACGAAUCAUGCUACGAAUUGGGAGUUAUAUUAUGCCGUAAGGACAGUUCUGAACGGCCAUGUUUUUAACACAAUAUUUGGAGUAUAAUGUCUUGCCAUGUGCAUAUUAUUGAAGGAUUGCGGUGUUACUAUAUAUAUUUUGUUGCGUCACUAAUAACUUUGCACUUAUGGGAAGUUUUUUACUGGUUUGUAAGUCAAAUUCUCUAAAAGUACACGUAUUACUAUUUUUCGCAUGGACGUUUACAGGUGUAUUACUGGUUAAUAUGAAUAGUUUGGACUAUUUUCACAUGUUGAAUUAUUCGUUAGGUAUUUUGUGACGGUCAAAUGUGGUAGAAUUGUAAUACAAGAGUUUUUCAUGCUCUAAAGGAUAAUCGUGAGCAUUUUUAGAAUUCUGAAGGUAAUUAGGUCUUCCAAAACAAGCUACCGGUAAUGAUGUUGCACUUGUCAGAAGAAAAUUGCAUUGUAUCGUAUGUCAUGUACUCGAAAAACAAAUACUGUACAUGGUCACACGGUUCUCUGUACGUUCCACGCAUUUUAGUAUAGAGCAUUGCUGUAUUGAAUCCAUUUAACAGAAUCUGAAUGUCGCAUUACUUCUACUACUAGCACAGUAAAUAAUCGCCUAGGUGACAGUUUAAUUGAACUGCUCACGAGUUGGGAAAUAUCUCUUUACAUCAAGACGAGAAACAUUACAUAAAUUUUGCCAGGCCAAAUUUAUGAACUUGGUGACUGAUGCCCGCCAACGGUUGUUCAGUGCAUGCGAGGUACAUGUACAUGUAGUUAUUGAUAAUAAUAUCGUGUAGGGUGUAUAUAACUGUGUGCUACCAAACUGUUAAUCAUAUCCUACCAAUGAUGUGCUGUAUCCGUAUGUAAUGAUAUGUCAUUAAAUACAUUGUGUAUAUGAAGCCGAGCUGUAGGGAACCAUGCGAAUUAUCCAAUAAAGUUGAAAGCUUCGCCUUAAA
This is a messenger RNA of Patiria miniata (bat star), 6417 nucleotides long. It is a transcript of the gene zcchc24, whose product is annotated as zinc finger CCHC domain-containing protein 24-like. Gene Ontology annotation, molecular function: nucleic acid binding; zinc ion binding. Lineage: Eukaryota; Metazoa; Echinodermata; Asteroidea; Valvatida; Asterinidae. The transcript is spliced from 6 exons. Bases 319 to 1260 code for a protein of 313 amino acids. The record is from RefSeq and is a predicted model, not a curated record.